Messenger RNA from Pelecanus crispus (Dalmatian pelican), 731 nucleotides. Lineage: Eukaryota; Metazoa; Chordata; Aves; Pelecaniformes; Pelecanidae. The record is from RefSeq and is a predicted model, not a curated record.
GAAGCACCCGUAGCCCCAUAUUCCCACUGAAGUCUUAUGCACAGUUAAAUUGCUUUUUCUUCUUGUUCGCAGUGCGUAAGCAAGAGAUCAUUAAGAUAACAGAGCAGCUGAUAGAAGCCAUCAACAAUGGAGACUUUGAGGCUUAUACAAAAAUCUGUGAUCCUGGCUUGACCUCAUUUGAACCUGAAGCACUGGGGAACCUGGUUGAAGGAAUGGAUUUCCAUAAGUUUUACUUUGAGAACUUAUUGUCGAAGAACAGCAAGCCAAUACACACCACCAUCCUGAACCCCCACGUCCAUGUCAUUGGUGAAGAUGCUGCCUGCAUCGCAUACAUCCGCCUGACACAGUACAUCGAUGGCCAAGGCCGGCCCCGCACCACGCAGUCUGAAGAGACCCGCGUCUGGCACCGCCGAGAUGGCAAGUGGCUGAAUGUCCACUACCACUGCUCUGGAGCUCCUGCAGCACCUCUCCAGUGAAGAUCAAAUACGGCAACUUGUGGAGAUACUCAGCUGGAGGGCAAUAUCUUCUUAGCAAGCAGCUCUGGAGUGCCUGAGUGACAGCAACGGUCAUGUCUGUUUUGACGUUAAAAAAAAAAAAAAAUACAAUUUACAAACAGGCAGCAGCCAAAUGCACGAAACCCUGCAUGCAUCUGAUGCUCCAGGCGCUGCCUUUCUGUUGUUUUCCAUGGAUCCAUCGUGUCUGUUUCUGCUGUACGAAGGUGUUUUUAAAUC